This is a messenger RNA of Mucor mucedo, 1004 nucleotides long. RefSeq lists its product as uncharacterized. The record is from RefSeq and is a predicted model, not a curated record. The coding region runs from base 340 to 882 and encodes 180 amino acids. The transcript has a single exon. Lineage: Eukaryota; Fungi; Mucoromycota; Mucoromycetes; Mucorales; Mucoraceae.
AGACUAUUGGCUGGAAACAGCUCCGUUAAAUGGUCUAUAAUAGGGCAUUUCACUAAGCUGAUUGAACUACAACCCACCUUGAAUAAGCGGACAGCAUGCUACCACAUAUCUGAGGAUUUGGACGCGUUAUGUAUUGCUAUUAUUGACGUCAGUAAUGUAAAGAAACACAUAUCCCAUAUGCAGCAAGUCGUAAAGAAGUUUUAAACGACUUCCGGAAAAUCAUUCCAACCAGUUGAAAUAAAUGACCUUGCGCUAUCAAGAGAUAAUAUCUCUAUAGUUUGUGGCGAAGGCUACGAUGUGCUUAAUCGUCUUUGGUUCCUUAACUUAUGGCCUUGAUCAAUGAAAUAUCAAGCUGCGGAUUGUAUUGGCAUUAGCAGAUUUGAAACAAUUAACAAGAAAUACAACAAAAAGACGUACGUGACAAUGUGCACAUCCUUGCAAAUUCAGAUUCAAUUGGAACCAUAUAAAAAUUAUGAAAUGUCAUUUUUGAUCAAAAUCGUUUCGAGAAAAGCGAUUCAUAAAAAAAGAAGGUCAUUCAAGUUCAUGAAAAACUUUUGGACGGCAAGGGAUCUCACACGGCGCCAAAGAAAAAUCAUGACGAAUGGUCUAUCUUUCAUACUGGAUCUUUCCGAUAACUCCCUUGCGUCACGGCGCUCUUUAUUUAAUGAAAGAGAGUGGAACGAAAUUCAACCCUGUUCGACAAACAGCAUCACACCCUAUCAGCUCACCAAAGCAAUGGUGAUCAUGCAAAACCCUUUACAAUUACAGCUUCUAAUAGGGCUCAAGGAAUACCGGUCGUGCCCGAUGAUAGGCUCUUUGAAGAUGAAGUUUGCAGAUUUAAAAGGAGAUUAUCUCGUGAAUCCCUGGCUACAGAAAAGUUGACUGAAAGCAACGUACUGUACAGUCAAAGAUGUAAUAGUAAUAGUUGCUAGUACUCUGGAAUUGUCUGGUGACAUCAAAUGCUGUAUAAACUUGGUCAAAAAAGAGAUAGAAAGGUCUGAUUU